AUGACUUCCAAGGUUAGCUUAUUGGUCUUAGGAAAUGCAGGCCUCGUUGUCACAGCGCUAUUGGGGUGGCUCUUCAAGAUUGUUUUUCUCGGAGUACUUCGGGAUUCCGAAGUGGAGCUACUUCAUGAGAAUGUGCGUUACGCAGUAACCGAGACGUGUCUGGCGCUCACGAUCUUUCGCGAUGAAAUUUCUUUUUACGUCAUGGUUCUAUUUACGGCACUUGUCUUUCUUAAAAUCUUUCACUGGUUGGCGCAAUUUCGAAUUGAAUUUAUCGAGCAAACGGAUGUGGUCUCUCGACUGACUUAUGUGCGACUUGUGGUACUUAUGGGCAUCCUUGCUACUGUGGAUGCAGGAUUUGUGGUAUGGUGCUCACUCAAGCUCUUGGAUAAUGGUCCUUCGGUUUUUAUUCUCUUUGGAUUUGAGUUUUUAAUCCUCUUGGUGACAAUUGUGACCACAUUCUUGCGCUACGUAUUGUUUGUGGUGGACUCUCGGAUGAAUGGUGCCUGGACGAAUAAAUUUACUUACCUCUUUUACCUCGAGCUGUGGUCAGAGAUUACAAAGCUAGUCAUCUACUUGAUCUUUUUCACGCUAAUCUUUACACUCUAUGGCAUGCCGUUGCACAUUGUGCGUGACCUCUGGAUGUCAAUCAAGAAUUUGCAGCGACGCAUUGGUUCGUAUUUUCGCUACAGGAAAAUUACUUCGAAUUUAAACGAGCGCUUUCCAAAUCCUACUGCGGAAGAGCUUCAAGAGACGGACAAGACAUGCAUUAUUUGUAGAGAGGAAAUGACUCCAAAUGCGUGCAAGAAGUUGCCGUGUUUGCACAUUUUCCACGUUGACUGUCUAAAAAUGUGGGUCCAGCGCCAACAAACGUGCCCGACAUGCCGCUCUACAAUCCCUACGGGCACUGAUAGCACUAGUACAGCCUCUCAGGAACCUGCGGCUCGUGGUGAGCGAGCUGUUGGAGGGAACAAUAACGCUGAAGCACCAGCCAACGCUGCUGACGGUCAACCACAACCUGCGCCUGCUGCUCCUCGCUUUCGGUUUGCUGCUGCUUUUAGACGAGCAGCACUACCCGUCACUCAAACCCCAACUCCUGCUGCGGCAACUCCGGCUACUCAACCCACAGCUCAUGCUGCUCAAGCAGCGACAUCUCCACCUGGAGCAGUCCCUGCUGCUGUACCUGGUCAUCCAUUUGGCCCAGGGUUUCUAAAUCCUUACAUGUCACCAAUGAUGCUUGGUCCUGGUAUGGGUGCACCUUUUGGCUUUGGGAUGCCAGGUGCUUAUGGUAUGAUGCCUCCUUUUGGAAUUCCCCCAAUGGACCCUAUGCUAGCCCAACAAAACGGAUCGCACCAGCCUCCCAUGGACCCAGACAGCAUUCAACGUCAUAUUGACCUUCUACAAGCUCAGCUGGCGGUACUACAAGCGUCCACAGCGCAGGUUGGCGUUCCCCACCAGACGCAAGCUAUACCACCGCUAUCUACAUUGUCGCCCACAGUCCCAGCAGCACCAAACAGCACAUCGGCUCAAUAUGUUUCACCUGCUUCAACAACUUCCAUUCCUAUUCCAGCUAUGACUUCUCAAGUUCCACCUGCUGUUGCAGCUGCACAUGAACCUUUACAAACCGUAACAAAUGAAGCAAUUGGUAUGAAUGCAUCAUCCUUGGAAGAAAUGCUUGAAGACAAAUGUCCUAUCCCGGUGCAACAGAAACAUGAUGCGUCAAUUGCUACCACUGAGUCUACAACUUCCCUUCCUGUAAAUUCUGAGAUUCCAGCAGCAGCAUUGACCGAAACUGAGCGUCGUCGUGAGGAAUUACGCCAGCGUUACAGCCGCAUAUAUGGUAGUUCGUCAAAGUCUGACGGUGAAGAAAAGAAUAUUGAAUGA
Plasmopara halstedii is the source of this 1881-nucleotide messenger RNA. Its product is annotated as hrd1-like protein. The transcript has 5 exons. Lineage: Eukaryota; Oomycota; Peronosporomycetes; Peronosporales; Peronosporaceae. The coding region runs from base 1 to 1881 and encodes 626 amino acids. The record is from RefSeq and is a predicted model, not a curated record.